This is a messenger RNA of Syngnathoides biaculeatus (alligator pipefish), 929 nucleotides long. It is a transcript of the gene mrpl14, whose product is annotated as mitochondrial ribosomal protein L14. The record is from RefSeq and is a predicted model, not a curated record. Gene Ontology annotation, biological process: translation. Bases 367 to 816 code for a protein of 149 amino acids. Gene Ontology annotation, molecular function: structural constituent of ribosome. NCBI's taxonomy places the organism in Eukaryota, Metazoa, Chordata, Actinopteri, Syngnathiformes, Syngnathidae. Gene Ontology annotation, cellular component: mitochondrion; ribosome. The transcript is spliced from 5 exons.
AGAUGAUGCCCACAGAAAGCACACCCACCACUACCAGCAGGCCGAUAAUGUGACGCUGGAAGGACAAAUAAUGUACUGCGUCCUCGCCACACUUCUCCCUAAUCUCAUCGUCCCUACAGGAAAAUUACAUUAUUGAAGUUGACUCACUUGAUGCGGAAUAUAGCAGUGAGCCAAGAGCAGAAUCCCUGUAAGAGAAGAGUAGUCAUGUGAAUGAAACAUCACCAAACAUACCGGAGUUACUGACACCAAGGACCACAUGAGUAGCCCAUGGGCCUGUUUUCAAAAUAGCUCAUCAGUGAUGGGACAUUGUGAUUUCAUUGGAAUAUUGCAAGAAGUAAACAUCAGAUAACUUCACUACUUUCAGCUAUGGCUUUGCACCUGUUUGCAAGAUAUGUCACCGGGCUCCUCGCUGAUACAUCGUCCGUGAUUCCUCAGAGGACAUUCGGUGUGACUGCUGCCACAGCGGCCAUUCAGAAAAUGACGCGAGUUCGAGUGGUGGAUAACAGCUCUCUCGGGAAUACACCUUACCACCGGCCUCCCAGAGUGAUCCAUGUGUACACUAAGAACGGCAUUGGAAAAGUCGGUGACAAAGUGCUGCUGGCCAUAAAAGGACAGAAGAAAGCUGCCCUAAUUGUUGGUCACAAAAUGCCCGGACAACCCAUGAAUCCACGCUUUGAUUCAAAUAAUGUCGUUCUCAUUGAGGAAAAUGGUAACCCAACAGGAACAAGGAUUAAGGUUCCUAUACCCACACAUUUACGUAAAAGAAUGGAAGGGGACUACUCAAAGGUGCUUGCAAUUGCUAGUUCUUUUGUAUGAUUGGACUCCUCACGACCCAGUCUUUUUGUCAAUUACAUUACUAUAUGUAAUGGGGUCAAGUUUCUGUUGACAGUCAUCUCUUUGCUUACAAUAAAUACAACCUUUACCUUAAA